Neomonachus schauinslandi (Hawaiian monk seal) is the source of this 3363-nucleotide messenger RNA. It is a transcript of the gene CFAP92, whose product is annotated as cilia and flagella associated protein 92 (putative). The record is from RefSeq and is a predicted model, not a curated record. The transcript has 14 exons. NCBI's taxonomy places the organism in Eukaryota, Metazoa, Chordata, Mammalia, Carnivora, Phocidae. The coding region runs from base 1 to 3363 and encodes 1120 amino acids.
AUGUCGCUGCAUGCCUGGGAGUGGGAGGAUGAGGACAGAGCGAGCAUGGGGCCCAUGUCCUCCAUGGCCAGCUUUUACCAGUCUGGGAGUGAGUGUGAUAUGGAGGAGUACCUGCAGGUCAAAGCCCAAGCCCAGGAGUCAGACUCUGAGCACCCAUGCAGCAGCGAGUCCUCAUAUGGGCCUGCCAGCACCUUCAACUCCGAUGUGCCCCAGGUUGUCCCCUGCAAAUUCAUCAUCUCACUGGCUUUCCCGGUGAACACUGGUUAUAAAGGAAAAUAUACAAUUUUGAUGGAAAAAUACAGGAAACACCCUAAAAUGGACAAACCUGCUGCAAAGGUUCGGCGUUACUACCACAUUGAGUAUUUCCUUCUGCCCGAUGAUGCGGAGCCUAAAAAAGUUGACAUGGUGGUGUUUCCAAUGGUGGCCAAAGUGUUCCUGGAUUCAGGGGUAAAGACAGUGAGGCCAUGGCACGAAGGGGACAAAGUCUGGGUGUCAUGGACCCAAACUUUUAACAUCAACGUGACGAAAGAAUUACUAAAGAAAAUUAAUUGUCACAAAAUAACCUUGAAGGUCUGGGACACUAAGGACAAGGUUUCGAGAAAAGUCAGGUAUUACCGGUUAAAGAAUACUGGGUAUUCAGAAGAUACAGGAUCUUUCGGUAAGUCAGAGGAAGUGAAAAAUUUGGUUUUAAAUCAGAGGAGAUUAUCUGCACAGGCCCCACACAUCAAAGAGGAGUGGAACCAGGAGGAUGCACGAGAAAAAGCAGGAAAACACAUCAAGUCUUUGCAUGAUUCUCACCCAGCAGAGUCUGAAACUUUUCCCAAGAUCUCCGAGGAAUAUGAAAAGAUACCCAGAAUGGAAGAUCUUGCCACAGUUCGAUGGAGUAUUUCAAGAGAAACAGCUCUUUCUUUGGGAGCAGCAUCUGGGAUGGAGAUGAAGGAAUUAACUGAGAGAUCAUCAUUUAGCAGCUUAACAAACAUGUUAGAAAAGCAAAAAUUUCAAAUUAAACAGAAAGACUCAGAGGGAAGAAAGAAGAGCCAGAAGAAAAGGAAGAAGUCUCGAGCAGAAGAGGAAACUGACCCCAAGGUGGAAGGAAACUGGAAGCAUGGUACCUUCUCCACUGAGCUGGUGGUGAUGCCGCUCCUUGCAGGAUGGCAAACUGUUGUGAGUCGUGGCAGGGGGAAGUCUGCCAGCAUUUUAGAUUGUUUUUUGACUUUAAAAACAGAAGUUCCUAUCAUGACUGAGGAGCAAAAACAGGACUUAAAUCCCCUGACCAUAAAGAUCAAGUGUGUUUCCUGCCUUCCAUCACAACCUGUUCCCCUCCAUGAACUAGAGAGGCUGUGCAUCCCUGUGUACUGCAAGUACCAGUUCUUUAAGACUCCAGUUCACAGAACAGAGGGGCGGCCCCAUGGAAUCCACAUCCACUUCCAGGACAUCAAUGUCAUCUUUCUCGGGGCAAUGCAGCCCAGUGACCUGAGGGAAUAUCUGGAGGGGCCCCCCAUGGUGGUGCAAGUUCAUGACAGGGACCGCAAGUUAGAGGAGUAUUUCCGGAAGCCCACCUUGUUUGGGGAUGACCCCUUGGAUGCAUACCUCAACCUCCAGUCCCUCAUCUCUCCGGAAGAGACAGAGAGCAACCCCUUUGAAUCCCACAACAAAAUAUGGGACCCUUAUGGGGUUGCCCAGGUCAGUUUUGCCGACCUUCUCCUUGGCCACAAGUACUUGAACUUGGUCGUCCCCAUCCACAGCUGUGAGCCCAAGCCCACACACCGUGGCCAGAAUGGCAGAAGCAGGAAGGUUGUGGGGUUUCGGGUCCCCACAGAUGGCUUCCAGCACAACCCAAUGCCAAUGGGUAAUUACCUCGAGGCCAACUCUGUGCUCAAGCUGCGGGUGGACAUCGCUGUGCCACUGCGGGCCAGGGCUGAAGCCCCUGACCCAGAAUUUACAGGCACCCAGUUUGGCCGCAUCGUUUUCGUGUUUGACUCCAAGAAGAUCUCCCUCCUCCAUGACCUGCUGCAGGACAUCACCAUGAUCAAUGCCAAGGCCCUUGAUCUGGAGGCGUACCCUAUCAGGGACAUUCAGCAGAUCCUGUCGGCCUUUAAGAUGCGGGUGAAGAUCCAGGAAAGGCAGGACCUGGAUGUGCUCACUGGCUUCCACCUGCUGGAUGGGAAGAUCCACCUUCUCAUUCUGGAGGGUUUAGCUGACCAAGGCUUGAAGCGGUUAUGGGACAGCCAUCAAAGCCGAGUCACCAAAGCAGAACAGGGCAGUUCCAAGGUGCUCUACAACUCGGCGCUGCGGUUCCACCACCGCCUCUACGCCGACCUGGAGACCAUCCUAUACCAAGUGCACCUCUUCAAGCCGCUGUCACAGCUCAUGAAGUGCUCGGCACUCUGCAUCCGCAACAGCGUUCUACAGAAGGCCUUCCAGGCCCUGACCAGGAUCUACAGCAUCUGCCAUCACUGCACCAAGCUCAGGGAGGUGAUCACCAGAGACCUGCUGCCGUCCUCCACCAUGGUCAAGGACUUGAGCCAAGAGCUGGGGCUGCCCAUCUCACAAGACGAUCUCACAGAUGGAAAAGUGAUGGUCUUGCCAUCUCAGCCGGCCCCCUGUCUUGAGCGCUUCCUAAGUCGGAAAUCCACCCUCGCUUACGAGAUCCAAGCCCACAGGGACAAGUACCUGCAGGGGCGGAACACCAUGGUGCUUACUGACAAAGGCCGGGAGCCCAGCCUGAUCCAGAAAAAUAUUACUGGAGCCUACCAGGUUAGCAAGAAGCCUUCAAAGUCUGUGGUGAAGGUGAUCAGAAUUUCAGCCCCUGCCAAAGAUGCUGUUUAUAACUACAGUAUCCAGACCCUGAACUCCACAGGGCUUGCUAAGAAGGAGCUGUAUCGAGAGAUGGCCAAGGAGCCACAGAAGAGAUUCACGUACUCCCAGAAGUACCUCUCAGCCAUGGUGGAGCCUCAGGACUCAGAGGAAGAGGAGAAGAAAGCCAAGAAGAAAUCCCGCCAGGCCUGGCUCACGGCCAACAGAUUCCAACUGACAGGUCUUCACAGAAGCCCUGAAAGCAACCGUCACCCCAGACUGCCGCCCACUGGCACCAUCGCAGAGCUGAACGAGGAGUGGAGGGAAAAUGCCCAGUUUGCUAACGUGCUGGAUCGAGAGAGGUGGAGUUGGGACCGGCGCCAGCAGGACUUUGACCUGUAUAAGAAGCCACCGCUUUUCUUUGAGCUGCCCCCUCCUCCAGCGCCAAGGCCUGCAACAGGUAACAGCGACCUCUGCAAGGUGGAGCCUCCUGAUGCUGCGUGCAGUCAGGAUUUCUGCUGCUUCGCAUCUCUGGCCUUUUUGUUUUACCUAAAGCUAGGAAGUUGA